This is a messenger RNA of Physella acuta, 1661 nucleotides long. Its product is annotated as lachesin-like. Gene Ontology annotation, cellular component: neuron projection. Lineage: Eukaryota; Metazoa; Mollusca; Gastropoda; Physidae. The record is from RefSeq and is a predicted model, not a curated record.
GACGUCACCGAACAACCAGGCUAAAGACAGACGUCACCGAACAACCAGGCUAAAGACAGACGUCACCGAACAACCAGGCUAAAGACAAACGUCACCCACCAAACCAUUCUGAGAUAACUUCCUGAUGUCUGAGAUGUGAUUCCAAUGUUGACCACACGUCGUCCUGCCACAAACUGCCACGCGAGGAGUGAGUAAAUGUUUAUCAGCAUCUGACCGUGCUAGAACAAACAGGACAGUUGCUCAACAUGACGUCAUUGACAGUUGGAAUGUUCGACUCCUUCCGGGGAUUAUUGAUAUCAUAUCUGACGUCGUUGGCCAGCGUUUGGCUCUUGUGUUACUUAUCAGCCAACUUGGUGCCAGUGUCCGGUUCACACGGAGUCAAGCUGAACACCACGGAAGAGACAGUUACGGUUGUCGCAGGAAAGCGAGCUAUCCUCCCGUGUUCCGUGGAUUCCAUAGCAGACCUGAAUGUUUUCAGAAACGAAUAUAAGGUGAUCUGGGUGAACCCAAGAAAAACGGUCAUGAGCUUGGGCGACCGCAGGCUCAUCGACGACAGCAGGGUGAGUGUAGAGAGACCUUACAUGAAGAUCUGGAACCUUCUCAUUCGUGACGUCAGACACAACGACAGCGGCACCUAUCAGUGUCAGGUCAACACCUUCCCAGAGCAGAUCAAGAAAGUUAACUUAGACGUUAAAGUGCCACCGAUGAUCCACAACAACCUGUCCACCGACAAAGUUGAUCUGAAGGAGCACGAGACAGCCACCCUGGUCUGCAACGUCUCGGGGGUGCCCCACCCCAACGUCACGUGGUUCAAGAGGGACACGGUCUUAAAGCAGAAAGAAAGGAUCGGCACCGAGGGUGAGGUGCUCAUCAUCCACAACAUCACACGGGUCUGUCAGGGCACGUACGAGUGUUACGUCGACAACGGCGUGCCGCCAGCACUCACCAAAGCCAUACGGGUGGUGGUCAAUUAUGCACCGAAAGUGUACUUGGAUGGCCCCAAACGGUUGGGCCAGUCCCUGGGGAAGGAGACGAUUGUGGAGUGUCACGUGUCAGCCCACCCCCAGAGUGAGACCAGCUGGAGGAAAGGGGGGAGAAUUCUUUCCAAAGGGGAGAAGUACGACAUACAGGUAUUUGUCAGUGAAGAAGAAAACACGGUGAUCUUGGCCCUGAGGAUUCGUGACAUCACACCUGACGACUUCGGACACUACGACUGUGUGGCUUCUAACGCCAUUGGUAGUGACAAGGAUACUUUUAUUUUGCAUGAAACAAUAACAACAACCACAACGGAACCACCGAAGGUCGACAGCUACAACCCCGACCAGUUUGAGGAACCCCGGCUGUACAACAGCAAACCCGAGCACAAACUGGGUAAUCACGAAGUCGACUACCACAGUCAAAUUACCGAGAUUCAAUCGUCAAACAAGGGAGUUAAUAUGGGUUAUGACGACUCCGAUAGCGGAAGUGGAGCUAAAAGCGAAACACUUCAAAACUCUGUGUCUGCAGGUAAUUUCAUCUCUCCAUCCCUCAUGUAUGUAGAGCCAUCUUCAUUAGUCAUGUACAAAUUUCCCCAUUAUUCACAUAUAACCUUCAUCCCUUCUCCACUGAGUGUUAGACGCCACCGCAAGAAGCGACAACAGCAGGAACGGUGCAGACGUUAA